AUGGAUAAACAUGAAAUAUUAUUUUGGAAAGUUUUUAAAAAUAAAUUUUUGUUUCAUGUUAUUCUUACUCAUUUAACGGCAAUGUGUUUAGAUUAUGACACAAUCAAUAAAUAUUUUUUAGGUAAUAGAGUGCCAUUAAAAAGGAUUAGAACAAUAUCAUUCUAUAUAAAAAGAAGAGCAUGGACAUUAUUAAAGGAUAGAAUUCUCAAUGGUAAUGGUAAUAACAUUAAAAAAGGUGAACAAGAAGAUUAUUUAAUUAUAAGAAAAAAAAAUAUUAAAGAGUUAUUAUUUAUAACAUCAUCAUCAGCGCCAUCAUCAGUGCCAUCACCAUCACCAUCACCAUCACCACCACAAACAUUAUCAAGAUCAUUAAAAUAUGGGUCAAUUGUUUGUGAUAAUAGUGAAAAACAAAUUAUAAUUGAUAUUUUGAAAUGUUUAUGUGAAAAGAAAAAAGAACAAAUGAAAUCAGUGGAUUUAAUAUUGGAAUCAGUUAAAUUUAAGAAUUUAGAAGCACUCAAAUUGUUUACAGAACAAUUCCACGAUAUUGAAACAACAAAAGAACCAAUGGAUUGUGCAAUUAAAAUUAAUGAUAUGGAAUUGAUUGAAUACUUGGGAAAUAAUAGAAAAGAAGGUUUCACAUAUAGAGAUGCUUUCAACUCAAAUAUUGUUAAAUUAGAAACUCAACAAAUGCUACUCAACAAUUUAAUGAAAUUUAAUGCAAAAUUAAAUGGUGGUGCCACAUUUAAUAUUGAUUUUUGUACAUUUAUCAAUAGCAGAUAUGAAAUUCAAAUAGAAAUGUUAAGAAUGAAAAUAGUUGAAAAAGAUACAAUGAAAAAUAUUGAUACCUUAAUAGUGUCAAGAAAUAAUACUUCACUACCAAAAUCAAAUAUCAUUCAAUAUCUUGGACAACAUUAUACAGAGGAAGAAAUUAUUGCAAACAUUAAUUUACAAUCGAUUAAAGAGAUUUACCUUUUCAAAUUAAUAACAACAUCAGCAGCAUCAUCAUCGUUCAUUAAUUCAAUUUCCAAGAAUCUAAAUGAAAAUAACUUUAAUACAAAUGAAUUUUCAAAUUUUAUAAUUAAGAAUUAUAAAAUUGAACCAUUACUACAAGAAAUUUUUAAAUUUCAUCAAUCGAUAGAUUCUUUAAUUUGGUUUACAAAAUAUUUUAAUCCAGGUGUUGUUGGUGUUAAAUGGAUUGGUGAUCAAUUAAAUGAUCUAUCAAACAAUCUUUCAAAAGAUGAAAAACUCAAAUUAUUAACAAUCUUUCAAAAAGAUGUUCAAUCAUUACAAGUUAUCAUUGAAGAUAUUAUUUAUCCAAUUAAAGAUUUCAUUAAUUUUAGUGAAUGUCAAGAUUGGUUUUAUCAAUUUGGUAAAAAUACAAAAACUGUCGGUAUAUUAAUUUUAAAGAGUUAUUAUGAAAAUUGCAUCAUUCAAAAUGCUGAAUACUCUGCAUUAGAGGAAUUAUUAGAAAUGAUGCAAAAUGAUAAGAGAAUUGAAACCAUUUGGAAUGAUUUUGACAAAAAAGAUUAUUCUCAAUACUUUAUAAAUUGUCAAGAUAAUGGAGAACAGAUUUUCAAAUUUUUAUCAGUGAUGGCAUCAGAAAAAAACAAAAAAUUCUUUUCAAAUAUUAUUAGUAAUAAUUUCAUUAUUCAUAUUAGAAACGUAUUAUCAAAUGAUUUAUUAUUCAUUAUGUCAUUUUCAAGCUUUGAAAAUAUUAAUUUUUACGUUACAAAAGUAAUUGUAAAUGAAAUGGUAACUUUAAACUUAAACAAUUUUGAAAUGUUAACUCAAUUAAUUAAAGAUUAUGGUCACCAUUUUAGUUCAAAGUCAAUUUUAAAUUUAUUCGAUCAUUUUAGUAAAAUUGAAAACAUUGAAAUGUUGGAUAUCUUGGUAUUGAAAUUUUGUGAUUAUUUCUUAGAUUUCAAAUAUAAGAUAACUACCAACAAUUUAGAUUUAAUAAAUUGGUUCAUUGAAAAGAGAUCAACCUUCCCAAGAGUUAAUUACUCUGACAUUUUCGAUUUGGUAAUUAAAGAUCUAUCAAAUACAAAUGGUAGUAAAGUUACAUCAAAUACAAUUGAUACCAUUUUUAAUUUUCUUUAUGAAAACAACAUUUAUCAAUUACCACCAAAAAAAUUCAAAGGUACCGAUGCUGAUUACAUUUCCUAUGAUGCUGUAAAUUUCAUUAAACAUCUCUAUAUUCAAUUAUCAGAUAAUAAUCAAAAUAAUCAAAAUGAAAAAAUCAUUAAUUUAUGUAUUGAAAUCUUUCAAUUACUUUAUGAAAAUUAUGAAUUAUUCUAUUGGGAUAAUAAUCUAUUUUCUUCAAUUCCAAAAUUCAAUAUUGAAGGUGAAUCAUUAUUAUUAUUAAAUGAUAGAGUUACUUUAAAAUCAAUUUCCACUUCUAAAAAUAAUAAUAAAAAUAAUAAUAAUAAUAAUAAUAAUAAUAAUAAUAAUAAUAAUAAUAAUAAUAAUAAUAAUAAUAAUAAUAAUAAUAAUAAUAAUAAUAAUAAUAAUAAUAAAAAUAUUCAAGCUAUACCAAGUCCACCAGUACAACAAACAACAAAUCAAAUUCAAAAGAAUGUUAAAUCAAAGAAAAUUAAAAUUAUUGAACAAUGUUUUAUUCAUUCAGAUAUUGAUAAUUUAAUUGGGUACGGAUUUGUUAGAGAAGCUGUUGAUUGUUAUAAAUCAAAAGGUUUAAAAUCAGUAGUUUGCUUGACAGAUUCACAAUUAAAAAAAAUUAUUAAAUACUAUGAUUUAGAAUUUUUUGUUCAUAUAAAUUUCUCUCCACCACAAAACACAUUCGAACUCGUUCAAACAGCAAUUGCCAAUGGUAGAGAGGAUAUAUUUGAAUUUUUAAUUGGUCACUUUAAUAUUGAUAUGUCAAUUGGAUUUUUCAAACAAUUAAUAAUAAAAACUGCAUCAAAAACUGAUCUAUUGGCUACCAAGUAUUUAUUUGAAAAUUAUUCCAAAUUUUCCAAGAAUGUCAUUCCAACAUUAUUUGAUAUUUCAAUUAAAAAUAAUGAUAUUUUAUUAUUCAAUUACCUUGCCUCAACUCCUUUGGGUUCUGAAAUGGCUCAAGAAUCAAGUACUACUUCUUUCAAAAUGUAUUUUAAAAACAAACUUGGAAAAUAA
Messenger RNA from Dictyostelium discoideum AX4, 3129 nucleotides. RefSeq lists its product as hypothetical. Bases 1 to 3129 code for a protein of 1042 amino acids. The transcript has a single exon. The record is from RefSeq and is a predicted model, not a curated record. Lineage: Eukaryota; Evosea; Eumycetozoa; Dictyosteliales; Dictyosteliaceae.